AUAGGGUCAAGAAAUGCAAUAGAAAAGUAGAUUGUAGCUGCAGUUGCAACACUUGCCCUACAUGCAUCUACAUGUAACUUACAUGCCACACCCAUUAUCUCAACACAGUUCUAAAGGGUUCUCAUUCUCAACAACAAACCCACAAAAUAAUUACCAUGAACAUCCACCUCUCUGUCUCUUCCCACCACCUCAUCCCUCUCGACUUCAAAUCCCUCGUCACCUUACCCAACUCCCACACUUGGGCUCCAUCCUCCUCCGAUCACCACCCGUUCCCCGACUCCGUACCCGUCAUCGACCUAUCCGACCCGAAUGCCACCCCUCUGGUCCGCCUUGCCUCUGAGAAAUGGGGUGUGUUCCAAGUCACCAACCAUGGCGUUCCCAUGAACCUCAUCAAACAAACUCAACUCCAAACCCAUCGACUCUUCGCCCUCCCCAGAGACCAAAAACUCCGGGUCCUCCGCUCGCCCGAUGGCUUCACCGGGUACGGGUCGGCCCGCAUUUCUGACAACUUCCCCAAGCUGAUGUGGUCGGAGGGUUUCUCGAUGAUGGGGUCUCCGCUGGAACAUGCUAGCCAGCUUUGGCCACGUCACCACGCCAACUUCUGUAAUGUAAUGGAGGAGUACCAAAAGGAGAUGAAGGGACUUGCUGCAAAACUGAUAGAGCUCAUGCUUCGAUCAUUGGGCUUGAACAAUGAAGAUGCCAAAUGGCUCAGACAUCCUCGGUCCUUGCUUCAACUCAACUCAUACCCAGUCUGCCCAGACCCAACCCGGGCCAUGGGCCUAGCCCCUCACACAGACUCCUCAUUGCUCACUUUGCUAUACCAGACCACUACAGGCGGCCUGCAAGUCCUUGUGGAUGGGGUUUUGUGGGCGCCGGUGUACCCAACUGCCGGUGCGCUUGUUGUCAACGUCGGGGAUUUAAUGCACAUACUAUCCAACGGACGUUUCAAGAGUGCAGUCCAUCGUGCCAUUGUCAACAAAGUGCACCAUCGCAUCUCGAUCGCAUACUUCUACGGCCCGCCAUGGGAUGUGAAGAUAUCACCGUUGACGAAAUUGAUUGAUCACGAUCAUCCACCUCUCUAUCAUCCAGUAACUUGGAGGGAGUACCUUGGUUACAAGGCAACGCACUUCAACAAGGCGCUUGAACUCAUCCGGAAUGAUGGAGGAGAAAUACAAGCCAACUAGCUAGCAUUCAUCUUUGAUUUCAACUCAUCUUUGGUUUGGCUGAUUGUACAUGUAAUUUGUAAAAUGAAAUGGUUGAUUAGAUAAAAUAAAACAUUCGGCUAUCUUUAAGACUGCCUUCAUUUACGUUUCGUCUAACAAAAUAUCAUUUACAUUAUAAGCCCCUGUGAGUUGAAAGAGAUCCUUUAGAUCAAGUUUGACAUCAAAGUUAGGCUGGUUGGCCUUGGUUUUGGUCCAACAAAAUUCUUCUAUGGGUUAACUGGGGCUGGGUUAAAAUCUAAAACCCUUUUACCAUACGCUAAAAAGAUAACCAGAUAAAGUUGCUGUCUCCUUUGGGAUGUGGUAAUGGAGAAGGUAAACCAUUUUCAAGAUAAAACGAUACAAAUUUGUCACUUCCAGAGCUUGACGCACUUGUCAUGGCUAGCGGAAGCAACCAACCCGGUAGCAUCUGAUACCGCCAAAGAAGAUACUAGCUUGUCAUGAGCAUGCAGAGUCAUUGUCUUGUUCUCGGUCAUGUUCCAAAGCUCCAAAGUCU
Messenger RNA from Prunus avium (sweet cherry), 1716 nucleotides. RefSeq names its product gibberellin 3-beta-dioxygenase 3-like. NCBI's taxonomy places the organism in Eukaryota, Viridiplantae, Streptophyta, Magnoliopsida, Rosales, Rosaceae. The record is from RefSeq and is a predicted model, not a curated record.